UCUGCUGCAAUGUCACCGGCGGCGUCACCGCCACUGCAGGCUGCCGGCACCUGCCACUGCCGCAGGAGACGGAGCCCGAGAGAGACCCCAGGGUUUCUGGGCACUGUGUGAGGCGAGGACGCAGCCGGCCACAUGGGCAGCACCAUGGAGCCCCCCGGGGGCGGCUACCUGCACCUGGGUGCCGUGACGUCUCCCGUGGGCACGGCCCGAGUGCUGCAGCUGGUCUUCGGCUGCACCACCUUCAGCCUGGUGGCCCACCGGGGCGGCUUCUCGGGCGUCCAGGGCACCUUCUGCGUGUCAGCCUGGGGCUUCUGCUUCGCGCUCUCUGUCCUGGUGGUGGCCUGCGAGUUCACCCGGCUACACGGCUGUCUGCGCCUGUCCUGGGGAAACUUCACGGCGGCCUUCGCCAUGCUCGCCACGCUGCUGUCCGCUACGGCGGCGGUCAUCUACCCACUAUACUUCACCCGGCUGGAGUGUCCGCCUGAACCCGAGGGCUGCACGGCCAGGAACUUCCGCCUGGCAGCCAGCGUCUUCGCCGGGCUCCUCUUCCUGGCCUACGCUACGGAGGUGGCCCUGACCCGGGCCCGGCCAGGCCAGGUGGCCAGCUACAUGGCCACAGUGUCAGGCCUCCUCAAGAUCGUCCAGGCCUUUGUGGCCUGCAUCAUAUUCGGGGCGCUGGUCCAUGAUAGCCACUAUGGGCGCUACGUGGCCACCCAGUGGUGUGUGGCUGUCUACAGCCUUUGCUUCCUGGCCACGGUGGUGGUGGUGGUCCUGAGUGUGCUGGGUCACACGGGGGGCCUGGGCUGCCCCUUCGACCGUGUGGUGGUGGUGUACACCUUCCUGGCCGUGCUCCUCUACCUCAGCGCUGCAGUGAUCUGGCCCGUCUUCUGCUUCGACCCCAAGUACGGUGAGCCUGGGCGGCCCCCCGACUGCCCAAAGGGCAGCUGCCCCUGGGACAGCCAGCUGGUGGUGGCCACCUUCACUUACGUCAACCUGCUCCUCUACGUCGCUGACCUGGCCUACUCCCAGAGGAUCCGCUUCGUGCCCACCUUCUAGCAUAACAGGUGGCAGCAGCCCACCCACCUCUGCUCUCCAGGGACUCAGGCUCAGGCAUCAUGAGAAGACCCAGGUGAACGCAGACCCCUGAGGACGAACUGGAGGGAGGGGGCCAAGAGAGCCAUGGCAGGGCUUCUGGCAGUGCUCAGCAGUGCAGCUCAGGGAGGCACAGAGAGGGGACAGAGGGGCAGGGAGGGCCGGAGGCCGUGAACAGGUCACGGGGGAGGAGUCUCACCAGGCAACUCCCACUCUAUCUCUCUGUCUCUCUUAUCUCUGUCUCUCUUUCUCUCUUUCCAUCUCUCUCCAUUUCCUGGCACGCCCUCCCUCAGUGCUGGCCCCUGUAACACAUGAGAAGCCUUUGAAACAGGCACUCCUGUGACCCACCAUGCAGAUGGGGACCUUUAGACCAGGAUUACAAAGUUGGCCCAAAAGCCCAUCAGUGUCUGGAGACCACGUCUGGGUUGAGUCACCUAAGUAGAGUUGAAAAGUGACAAUUCCCAGAGGUGUGGGAAGGGGUCAG
Cervus elaphus (red deer) is the source of this 1576-nucleotide messenger RNA. RefSeq names its product myeloid associated differentiation marker like 2 (gene MYADML2). Gene Ontology annotation, cellular component: membrane. The transcript has a single exon. The coding region runs from base 133 to 1056 and encodes 307 amino acids. The record is from RefSeq and is a predicted model, not a curated record. Lineage: Eukaryota; Metazoa; Chordata; Mammalia; Artiodactyla; Cervidae.